Molecule: messenger RNA, 3083 nt
Organism: Maniola jurtina (meadow brown)
Lineage: Eukaryota; Metazoa; Arthropoda; Insecta; Lepidoptera; Nymphalidae
Exons: 8
Coding region: 411-1535 (374 amino acids)
Source: RefSeq, a predicted model, not a curated record
GGCCGCGGACCACACAUAGCGUGCUCGGACACCCCUGAAAAAUACACAUUUCACCUUUUUUACCACCAAAAAACCCUCAAAACCAAACGAAAUAUACAAAUUUCCCAAAAAAAUACUAGUUACUCUAAAAAAAUACGCAAAUUUAUACCAAGUUACAUUGAACUCAUUAACCGAAAAUCCGGUUGCAAAACUCUGAAACAGUGAUGUGAUGAGUGUUAUAUUAGUCUAUUUAUACAUUUAUAUUAAUUAAUAUACUAGUUAUAGUAUAAAGUGUAAUUUAAUUGAUCGCGAAGGGAUGUGCCGAUGGUAAAGGAGUGCUGUGUUGUGAUAUGAGGUGCUCGCCGAAGGGGCUUGCGUAACUUUGCAAGUCGCGCGUCGGAGUGUCUUCGCCGUGGCGCGGUGAUGUCGGCAUGGAAGUGGCCGCGCUGGUGGUGUGCGCGCUGGUGGUGAGCGCGGCGCCCAACGCGACCCACCGCCGCGACACGCGCGACCAGCCCGCGACUGUCGCGGCGAGCAACGCGACACACCGCCGCGAGGCGCACGAGCCGCUCGCGCCCGACGAGGAGGACGAUCACACCUUCGACUACUACGAUGACGCCAAGAUCAACAUAUCCGAGAAGGGCAUGUACCUGGGCUCCCCGUGUGAGUUCACGUGCAACCCGAGCCUGCUGCACGUGUACUGCGAGCCACGCACCAGCUCCUGCCAGUGCGACCCCAAGCACCCCGUGUCGCUUGGCGUUACGACGGGGUGCGCUAAACCAAAGAAGCUGGGAGAGCAAUGCUUCUACCAGGAGACGUGUCACGCUUUCGACCCGCAUGCGUCGUGCGUACAAGUCAACCAUAACGCGUACUGCCAGUGCAACGCUGGCUACCACACCACCAGCCACUCCAGGCCUACGCAGAGGAUAUUCUGCACUGAAGACUUGGUGUUGCUGACAGCGGACAUGCCGACGCUGUUAGGAGUGGCGUCGGGCAUCUUCGUGCUGGCCGGGCUGCUGUGCAUGGUGCUGCACCUGUACACGAAGGCGCGCUACCACCCGGCCCACCUGGCCGACGCGAGGCUCACGCCGCCCUGCUUGUACUCGCUGAACGACACUGGUGGGACGCUGAGCGCAACUCGCGCGUCGUCGCGCGCGUCGUCGCGCAGCGGCAUGACGAGCGGCACGCUGGAGCUGGACGGCACGUCGCGGCGCGAGUCGCGGCGCGCGGCGUCGCGCGCAGGUUCGAGACGUCCAAGUCUAAGCUCGGUUCAGAGCAGCUCAUCGUCUAUUAGGAGUUAUAGUGCGAAGAAGUGGGAGAGAGAAAGGGAGCAGAAGGAAAGACGGCAGAUGAGCAUGCGUCUCGCUCAGUUGCAUGACAAAAUGGCGGCGGGCAGGGACCUUCCGAAGCAUGCGCCUACUCCGUCUCCUCGCUCGCCGAAUAACUCUACUGAUGGGCUGCUGCCAGCUGUGUGUGAAAUUAGAGAACUGGUCAUCAACUCUGACCAACAGUUGCAAGGCGUAGACGGGCCGUGUUCGAGCUCGUCACUUUACUGACAGCAAAGAUCCACGACCAUUCGGUCGAUGGAUUCCCUCUCAUCGGACGGCACUCCUGCCGUCGCCUGGAUGUAGUUCCCGAAACAUUACGUGAGAAAUCCAUUCACUACAUGGGACUUGGCAUCGCGAGAACUUUUAGACGAUUCAAAAGGGGUAGAAAUACGACAGGUCAAAAUCAAUUAGAAACUCCCUCAAAGCUGAUGUAAAACAACUUCUUUAUGAGGCUGACUGACUUUAGCUGACAUGUCCUGGAGUAGAGACUGUAUAUCGAUAAGAGCAGCGUGAUUAGACUUCCAAUUUAAAGAAGAUGGCGGGAAGUGGUUAGAUGAGAAAGACUGUAAUGACAAAGACCUAUGUUAGCCUAUGACCUAUGUAGACGCAUGCAGACUUACAAGAAAAUGCUAACUAAGAAUAUGCCGAAACAUUUUGAUAUUUGGAUUCUAUGAGAAUCGCUGCCGUUGUAUUGAGAAACCGGGUAAUCGUCAAACAAAAGUUUUACUUACCCAAGCAAGUUGGUAAGCGUUAGGCAACACUAGCACCAGUCAAAGGGGAUGUAAGUGGUAAAUCUAUACAAAGUAAGCCUAGUAUGUAAAGAAUUAAUGAAAUGUGUGAAGCCCCAAGUAGUGGAUGGAAACUAAUGGACGAUUCAUACGUAGAUGAGUAAAACGAGAUUGAAGACUUAGAAGAAUAUCACGAGAAAACGUGAGGUAGUAAAGUAACGGUAAGCAGCGAGCGAGCAAUCGAAUAGCACAAUAAUAUCACGUUAAUUUUAUAAAAAUCAAAAACCCCCCAGAAGAAACGCCAUAUCGAAAUAGAUUAAAUAGAGAUUUUUAAGUUUUCUAAAUAAAAAUUGUUUCGUUUCUCGAUCAUGUACCUAAAGUUUAGACUUUAAGAUUUCAGAAUGUCCGUAAUAGUAAUAAUAGCAAAAAAGAAUUAUAGUGAAAUAUAGAUAAUUUUGACGUAAAAACCGUUAUAGAAUAAGUUGAAUUAAAAAAAAAAUACCUACAAGUACAGAUAAAUAAUAAUUUGUGAUACAGUUCAUAAUGCUGUGUAAAUAACAUAUAUGAUGCCGGAUUUGAAGAGAGAAAGAUAAAUUGUCAGCUGAAUAUAUUAUGUUCUCUAAAGGUAGCAUAUCUUGGAAAAUCAAGACUGGCGACUGCGACUAGCUACCUAUUUAAUAAGCGUUCGCGCGACUACUGCAUCACUUUAUACUACUACUAUUAUAGAGGCAAACGUUUAUAUUUGUGUGUGUGUGUGUGUGUGUGUCUGUGUAUGUAUAUGUGUUUGUAACUCUUUCAUGCAAAAACUACUGGACGGAUUUGGCUUGGAGUGGUGAUAGCUAAUAAAUACCCUGACACGUGAUGAUGCAGCCUAAGAUGGAGCGCGUUUGUCUAGAAGAUGCCUAUUCAUUCUUGACUGAAGGUACCCAUAUUAAAAUUGGAGGGAAAAACUAAGGCUGGAAAGGCGUUCCAUAUCCUAGCGGUUCGAAUUAGAAACGAGGAUGCAAAUCGCUUCAAACGUAUCCGUGGAAUUUUGACUACUUAGGUA